UCCACCCCUCCCUUCUCCCACACUCUCCUUUUUCUCUCUGUCUCUAUUUUUCCUUCUUCUCUCCUUCUCCAAUUUUGCAGUUAGAAUUGCAAAAACUUUGCAGAUUCUAACGUAGGGGUUAGAUUUGGAAUAUUUUCUGCUCUUCCCUCUCGCUUCUCAGAGAAAGGUUUCUCUAAAAGGAAAAAUUAUGGAAUGUGUUUUGCUUCGCCAUCCAGUAAUGUUGCCUCGCUACAAAAGCGUAGCGCCAACGCGUUGGAGUUUCAGCGGCGUCGUCUCUGUGGCGCCUCCCGUGGCUAAUCUUACGCUGAAGAUUGGGAAAUGUAAGCAGAAGGGGCUGCGUUAUGUUUGCCUUUGCUCGGCUGCUGGAUUAUCUGCUGGAAACUUGUUUGGUGAAAGUAGUCAUGCCAGAAAAAAUAAUAUUGGCCACGAAUCUGUGGGGGUUUCGACUAAUUUGGGAGUCAACCCUGAAAUCUCAUUCGAAGGCGAUGAUUUCGUCGACGAUGAGGACGAUCCCGACCGCCCGUCCGACGGGUUCUCUUCUGUUCAGACCGCCGUUGAUGCCAUACGCCAUGGAAAGUUUGUGAUGGUUGUGGAUGAUGAAAAUGGGGAUUCGGAAGGGAACUUGGUGAUGGCUGCAUCCAAAAUCUCUGCAACCAACAUAACAACCAUGGUUCAGCAAAGCUCUGGAAUGGUGUAUGUGGCAAUGAAAGGGGAUGAUCUUGAAAGGCUCAACCUUCCUCUAAUUUCACUGCUCGACAAUGGCAAUUAUGAGACCUCAACUUUCACCAUCACAGUGGAUGCGAAAAUGGAAACGUCGACGGGAGUAUCAGCUGCAGAUAGAGCAAAGACCAUAGUUGCUCUAUCAUCUCCCGAGUCAAAGCCAGAAGACUUCCGGAGGCCAGGCCACGUGUUUCCGGUGAGGUACCGAGACGGUGGCGUUUUGAGGAGAGCAGGUCACACUGAAGCUUCUGUGGACUUAGUUGCCCUUGCUGGGUUAAGGCCAGUUUCUGUUCUUUCACCCAUUGUUGAUGCCCAUGAUGGCUCCAUGGCUUCACUCUCCAAACUUAGAAGCUUGGCUUCUCAACAUGAUAUACCAAUUGUCUCAAUAACCGACUUGAUAAGGUACCGAAGAAAAAGGGAGAAUUUGAUUGAAAGAAUUUCCGUUUCUCGGCUGCCAACUAAAUGGGGGAAAUUUCAAGCUUACUGCUACCGCUCAAAGUUAGAUGGGAUUGAACACGUGGCCAUUGUAAAGGGAAACAUUGCGGAAGGGCAAGAUGUUCUUGUGAGAGUCCAUUCGGAGUGCUUAACUGGGGACAUAUUCGCGUCUGCAAGAUGCGAUUGUGGCAACCAACUGGACCUGGCCAUGCAAAUGAUCGAGAAGGCUGGGAGAGGAGUUGUGAUUUACCUGAGAGGCCACGAAGGAAGAGGGAUCGGCCUCGGCGCCAAGCUUCUCGCCUAUAAUUUGCAGGAUCAAGGCCAUGAUACCGUGGAAGCUAAUAUCGAGCUCGGGCUGCCCGCUGAUGCCCGAGAUUACGGAGUCGGUGCUCAGAUGCUGAGGGACAUUGGAGUUAGAACGAUGCGGCUAAUGACAAACAACCCUGCGAAGCUGAAGGGGCUGAAGGGAUAUGGACUGGCGAUGACCGGGAGGGUUCCUGUGGUGACGCCCAUCACAGAUGAAAACAGAAAGUAUUUGGAAACCAAGAGAACCAAGAUGGGCCAUGUCUAUGCCAAGAGCCCAUUUACAGGGAUCAACCCAAAAACCGCGGCAGAGGCCGAAGCUUAGCGCUCGACUCUGUUAAUUAAAUAAAGGGGCAUUCGAGUUUUUGCUCGUAAUGUCCCUAUUGUCUGUUACUUUCUGUUUGUUGUCUGAAUAUGACUCAAUUAAAUGGAUGAAAUUCAAUAAAGUCUAACAGUUUUGAAUAUUGCAA
Momordica charantia (bitter melon) is the source of this 1928-nucleotide messenger RNA. RefSeq names its product monofunctional riboflavin biosynthesis protein RIBA 3, chloroplastic-like. Gene Ontology annotation, molecular function: GTP cyclohydrolase II activity; 3,4-dihydroxy-2-butanone-4-phosphate synthase activity. Gene Ontology annotation, cellular component: cytosol. Lineage: Eukaryota; Viridiplantae; Streptophyta; Magnoliopsida; Cucurbitales; Cucurbitaceae. The record is from RefSeq and is a predicted model, not a curated record. Gene Ontology annotation, biological process: riboflavin biosynthetic process.